GCCAUGUAUUACUGCCAGGCAUGCUGGAAACUAUCCAAAGACAACAAAUCAGCAAACAAUUCACCCCUAAUGCAACAGAAGAAGUUCUCAUCUGGGCCAGCAGCUGCCAAAGUGAACAGCGGGAUGCCCGCAACACCGUCGGCAGCGCCGAAAACUACAACGACAAUUUCUACGAAGGCGACAACAGUUACGAAAACAAAUACUGCUCAUCCGCAGGUUGCCGCUAGUGCAACCGGGAGGCAAAUUGUUCCGAAUGGCGGUGGGGCGACAAAGAAAGUUGAACCGAAGAAAGACGUGGUUUUGUGCCCAAAAUCUGGAGCUGCGGGUACACAAGACGAAGAGUUGAAGCCCCUGAAGCCUUCGGUGCCGGGUGGGGUGACUACAAAUUUGUUGAAGAAUGCAAAGGACGAGGAAGAUUUAGCUGCGAUUACGGCUCAGAAAUUGAAGAUCGAACAGGAGCUGAAAGAUAAACUUGAAGAGGAAGUGAAAGACUGCUUCGUAUGCGAACAGCCAGUGUCUGGGACUUACUACACAUGUGGAGAGUGGCAAUACCACGAGAAGUGCAUCACGUGCUCAUCUUGUGGGAAAAAAGACAGAGACCAGUGGGAGGACUGUGUAAUUUUGCCGAAUGAAGACGAAGGAGGAAAGGGGGUGCUGUUCUUCUGCAAGAAGUGUAAUCUGGCUAAUGCACCUGUCUGCUGGAAGUGUGAAAAGCCAAUCAUGGACGGUGCUCUGUCUGUGAGUGGGAGUGAUGGGACCAACAAGACAUACCACUCCUCCUGUCUCAACUGUGGCCUCUGUGGAGCUAAUAUGGCCCAAGGGGAAGACCUAAUCUAUGUGAAUGGAGUGCUCAACUGUGCUGCUUGUAGGAACAAGAACAAGAUCACGUGUAAGAGGUGCAAUGAGACCAUCAUGGGUCCCUACAACAGUGUAGCGGGUGACACCGAGGGUAGCAAGUUCACCUACCACUCUGCCUGUUUCCUCUGCAUCUUCUGCAGCAAAGACUUGAACUCGUGUGAACUGGGCGGCAAGACUAAAGAUGACAGAAGCGAAGUGUAUUGCAAAGAGUGCUAUUUGGAGAAGUUCUGUGAGAAGUGUUCCAAGUGUCCGAAACCACUGAUUGGAGCAUUUUUCCGCAUCGGUGGGGACAAAAUCUGCAAAGAGUGUUGUGUGUGUGGCAGUUGUGGGAAUGAGAUAGGGGGUCAGUUCCGGAUGAAGCCGGACGGGAAGUUCCAGUGUGUGGCCAAAGAGUGCCCUGGAAACAGAGCCAGCGAAUGAGGAGUAGAAGAUAGGGUGAAGAAAGAAGCGGAUUGGAACGCAUGGAGCGUUUUCAUUUUCCUAAAUUCUAAGGUCGAGAAAAUAACUGAAAUUGCUUU
Messenger RNA from Symsagittifera roscoffensis, 1376 nucleotides. RefSeq names its product PDZ and LIM domain protein 7-like. Lineage: Eukaryota; Metazoa; Xenacoelomorpha; Acoela; Convolutidae. The record is from RefSeq and is a predicted model, not a curated record. The transcript is spliced from 7 exons. Bases 4 to 1278 code for a protein of 424 amino acids.